Molecule: messenger RNA, 1560 nt
Organism: Colletotrichum spaethianum
Lineage: Eukaryota; Fungi; Ascomycota; Sordariomycetes; Glomerellales; Glomerellaceae
Product: alpha-1,3-mannosyltransferase MNT3
Exons: 1
Coding region: 1-1560 (519 amino acids)
Biological process (GO): protein O-linked glycosylation
Cellular component (GO): Golgi apparatus
Molecular function (GO): alpha-1,3-mannosyltransferase activity
Source: RefSeq, a predicted model, not a curated record
AUGGGUCGCCUACUGGUCUCACCACGACACGGUGCUCCGUCAACACCGAUUCUUGCCGCCGCCGCCUUUCUCACUCUUACCAUCGUCUACUUUCUCCGCUUCAACGAUCACAUAACAACCUUCACGUCGACGACUUCAAAGACGUCCGGUCUCAACCUCGACGCCAUCAACACAACCGCCCAGUACUUCAUCGACUACCCCCUUGGCCCCCCUUACAAGAAUGUCUUUGGCGAGCUCGGCGAACGGACGAAGGUGCUGCGGUCGUGGAUCGAAGCUCUUGAGGAGAAGAAGGGCGGCGAGGGGUUGCGUGUUGUGGGGGCUGAGAGGCAGUUCCUCGACGCGACGAUCGAACGAGUCGGCGCAUCCCUGUUCCCUUACUUACAGUCCCCGCCAAGGAACGCCCACAGCCAAUCGCCGUUGGCUGAUCUCAGGCGAAGCUUUCGAGGUGCUGGCACCCCUGCGCGGAAUCCGGCACAGCAGCAGCGCGUUGAGAGCGGCGGCGAGAAAGCCACAAUAGACUACACGCGCCGAAAUGCCGGCAUCGUCAUUCCAACAGGGCGCAGCACCUUGCGCUUUACGUGCCACUUGGUGGCGUCUUUGACGCACGUCCAUCGAACUACGCUGCCGAUUCAAAUUGUUUACGCCGGCGACGAAGACCUCUCCCAGGAGGACCGCAUUACAGUCAUGCGAGCUGCUGCCGGGGGCGAUAAUGGCCAUGUCGAGUUUUUGGAUAUUUUGACAGUCUUUAAUGAUACCACAUUGAAACUAGCGGAGGGUGGGUGGGCGAUUAAACCGUUUGCUGCGCUGGGUAGCCGGUUCGAGGAGGUUAUCUUGCUGGACGCCGACGUCGUCUUCCUGCAGUCUCCGGAACAGCUGUUGCAACAACGCGACUACCAGGAAAAGGGGGCACUCCUCUUCCACGACCGACUGCUCUGGAAGGACCAGUUUCCCGAGAGGCAUGAGUGGUUCCACGAGACGUUCAAACACCCGAGCGAGGAGUUGCAGAAGUCUCUAGUAUGGACCGAAAGAUAUGCUGAGGAAGAGGAUUCGGGUAUUGUUGUGCUCAACAAGGGUCGCUUAGACGUGUUAAUGGGUCUGUUACACAUUUGCUGGCAAAACAACUACGAGGUCCGCAACUCGUGGACGUACAGGAUCACCUACGGCGAUAAGGAGACGUGGUGGAUUGGGCUCGAGGCGACGGGCUCGACGUACUCGUUCUCGAGGCACUACGGCGGCAUGGUCGGCUGGCGGAAGCCGUUCGAAGGCGUGCAGACGGACAAGACGCAAGUGUGCAGCUUCGUCAUUGCGCAUGUAGACGAGGUAGACAACCUGCUGUGGUACAACGGCGGGCUGUUGAAGAACAAGAUGGAGGAUCCGACAGAGUUUGCGGUGCCGACGCACUGGAUGAUUGACCAGGAGUGGGUCAAGGGGGCGAGGAAGAAGGAUAUGAGCUGCAUGGUAGGGAAGCAUCCACGGGAGUUGUCGGAGCGCGAGACAAGGGUUUUGGAGCAGAGCAUUGAGGCUGCAAAGGACGUUGAUGAUAGACUCGGAUUGAUUUAG